AUGAUGAAGCUGGCCAAGCUCCUCCACGUCAAGGGCUUCCACAUCACCUUCGUCAACAACGACUACAACCACCGCCGUCUCCUCAAGUCCCGCGGCGCCGCCUCCCUCGACGGCCUCCCGGACUUCCACUUCCGCUCCAUCCCCGACGGCCUCCCGAUGACCGACGACGACCAGCUCGACUCCACCCAGGACGUCCCUUCCCUCUGCUACUCCACCCCCAGGCACUGCCCCGCGCCCUUCCGCAGCCUCAUCGUCGACGAGCUCAACAAGUCGGCCACGUCGCCGCCGGUGACGUGCAUAGUCUCCGACGGGAUCAUGUCGUUCACGGCCGACGUGGCGGAGGAGCUGGGGAUCCCGGUGGUGCUGUUCUGGACGCUGAGCGGCUGCGGGUUCUCGGCGUAUGCUCAUUACAAGGAUUUGAUGGACAGAGGCAUCACGCCGCUCAAAGGUCAGUGUUUUCCUUCCAGGAUUGAAAAACCGGCAGUUCCAUCAGAAAAAUCUUCUCUUGCACAAUUUUGA
This is a messenger RNA of Linum tenue, 519 nucleotides long. The record is from the annotation of a GenBank genome assembly. NCBI's taxonomy places the organism in Eukaryota, Viridiplantae, Streptophyta, Magnoliopsida, Malpighiales, Linaceae.